Messenger RNA from Cynocephalus volans (Philippine flying lemur), 480 nucleotides. RefSeq names its product acylphosphatase 1 (gene ACYP1). The coding region runs from base 70 to 369 and encodes 99 amino acids. The transcript is spliced from 3 exons. Gene Ontology annotation, molecular function: acylphosphatase activity. The record is from RefSeq and is a predicted model, not a curated record. Lineage: Eukaryota; Metazoa; Chordata; Mammalia; Dermoptera; Cynocephalidae.
UUCGCGCGUCUAGGGGAGCCGUUGGUGUGGUGGUUGCCCCGGUGGUCCCGGCUCCCUGUGGGUUUGAGCAUGGCAGAAGGGGACACCUUGAUAUCAGUGGAUUAUGAAAUUUUUGGAAAGGUGCAAGGGGUCUUUUUCCGAAAGUACACUCAGGCGGAGAGUAAAAAGCUGGGAUUGGUAGGCUGGGUCCAGAACACUGACCAGGGCACAGUGCAAGGACAAUUGCAAGGUCCCAUGUCCAAGGUGCGUCAUAUGCAGGAAUGGCUUAAGACAAGAGGAAGUCCCAAAUCGCACAUUGACACAGCAAACUUCAACAAUGAGAAAGUCAUCUUAAAGUUGGAUUACUCAGAUUUCCAAAUUGUGAAAUAAUGGCCUGAAUUUAAAUUUUCCAGAAUAAACUCAGUGGUUUUGGUUAUUAUUGUUAAUAGAGAUAGAACUAUUCUGUGUUUAAUAUUAGAAUUUGUCAGUAAAUUAUUUUAG